Messenger RNA from Guillardia theta CCMP2712, 1965 nucleotides. RefSeq lists its product as hypothetical. Gene Ontology annotation, cellular component: cytosol. Lineage: Eukaryota; Cryptophyceae; Pyrenomonadales; Geminigeraceae. Bases 1 to 1965 code for a protein of 654 amino acids. The record is from RefSeq and is a predicted model, not a curated record. The transcript is spliced from 3 exons. Gene Ontology annotation, molecular function: NADPH-hemoprotein reductase activity; FMN binding; flavin adenine dinucleotide binding.
AUGAUGAUCUACAACAAGCCAUUAAGCUCAGCUGCUUUCUUGGCUGGGGGGAGCCUUGCUAUGGCUAUGAUCCUGUACAUAUUCCGGAAGAAGAGCAAGUCAGCUACCAGCCUAGCCACGUUCACUCUUGGCAAGGCAAAGCCUAAAACCAAGGUGAUGAAAGGAGUAGUCGAACCUCCGAGCAGGACUGCUUCGAGUGAGCUGACCGGGCCCGUCAUCUGGGUGCACUUCGGUAGUCAGACUGGAACAGCUGAGGAGUUUGCUAAGAUCAUAGUGAAGGAGGGCAGGAAGCAGAGGAUGAACAUGAAGCUGGUCGAUCUUGAGAAGUUCGACGCCUCUCGCUUCCCUGGUUCCUUCGGGAUCUUUCUUGUCGCUACCUACGGGGAAGGAGAACCUACGGACAAUGCGAAACAAUUUUACCACUGGCUGCUGGAAAGGAGUGGGGGCAAUUCCUGCUCGGGGAUGCAGUAUGCUGUCUUUGGGUUGGGAAACACGCAAUAUGAGCAUUACAACGCUUUUGGAAAGCUGCUGGACUCGACAUUCGAGAGGGAGGGAGGGAAGAGAAUGCUGAAACUCGGUCUAGGGGAUGAUGACAAGAACAUCCGAGAGGAUUUCGAAGACUGGGUGAAGAAACUGUGGCCAGCCCUUUCAGAGCAUCUAGGGCUGGAGCAAUCAAGCCAACAGUGGAUGGAUGAGGGAGUCCAGUACAAGAUGCAGGUGAAGGCUCAUGGAUACACGAAGCCUGCGACCAACGGUUGCAGCUUCCAGUCAUCCAACGCGCUGGAUGCCGUGCAUGUGGAGACGCUGAGGGUGAGGGAGAACCGGGAGCUGAACAAGGGAGGAGAACGAUCUUGCCGCCACGUGGAGUUUGACAUCUUGGCUCCCGCUGUGGGGUAUGAGACCGGGGACCACCUAGCUAUCUUCCCUGAAAACGACAUGAGCAUGGUGAAGGCACUUGCGGCUCGGCUACAGGUGGAUUUGUCCUUGUACAUCACGGUGAAAGACUCGGAUGGCUUUUCUCCCUUCCCAUGCCCUUGUACAGUAGAGGAAGCCUUUGCAAGGUAUCUUGACAUCAACUCACUCCCGCGGAAGAGUUUCCUGGUGGCUCUUGCUGAGUUUGCACGUGACGGAUCGGAAAGAGAGCGAUUGUUGAAGCUAGCUUCAAAGGAGGGACAGGAUUUGUAUCACCAGUAUGUUGUGUUGGAGACUCGCAAUCUUCUGGAUCUCUUGAACGACUUUCCAUCAGUGCAGCCUUCGCUGGAGUGCCUGGUGGAGCUGGUUCCUCGCCUGCAAUCGCGGUACUACUCCAUCUCUUCCUCCAAUCUCGUGCAUCCUCGGUGUGUCCACGUCACUGCAGUGGUCGUGGAGAAGAAAUAUCAAGACGGAAGGUCCUUCCAUGGGGUCUGCACGAGCUACCUCAGGCGCCUGCACCAGGGAGACAUCGUCCGAGCUCAUCUGCGGAAGACAAACUUCAAGCUCCCAAGGGAGGUCUCGACCCCGGUGAUCCUUGUCGGCGCGGGGACAGGGAUCGCGCCAUUGCGGGGGAUGUGCCAGGAGUUGGAGCAUAGGAAGCGCAUGCUAGCUCCGAUCGGCAAGAAUCUGCUAUUCUUUGGAUGUCGUCGACCGACCGAGGACUACUUGUACGAGGAGGAGAUAGGAGGGUGGCUGGAGAACGGGACUCUCAGCCGUGUACAUACAGCAUUCAGCAGGAGCAACGACACGCUCGGUGGGGGCAAGGUAUACGUCCAGCAGAGAGUGGAUGAGAACGCAAUCCAGCUUUUGUCCCUGCUGGAUGCUGGUGCCUGCAUCUACGUCUGUGGCAGCACGGCGAUGGCGCGGGAUGUGAAGCGCGUUCUUUGCCAGUCGCUGAUCUUCUUGAGGAGGAUGAAAGGGAAUGGAGCUGAGGCCUUCCUGGAAGACCUUGCGAAAGAGGGCAGAUACCAUCAAGACGUGUGGACUACAUGA